AUGGGGAAGACGACGGCCGCGAAGAAACCCUUCGGGAAGAAAGCCCCUUUCGGCACGACGAAAGGGGCUUUCGGGAAGGAAGGCAAAGGAGGGGCGAAGGGGAAAGGGAAAGGGGGGAGACCGCUCGCGAAGAUGGAAUGCGGACAAGAGAAGACGAAACGAGGGGGGGAGGCCGUUUUCGACGACAACGUUCGCAGGGACUGGGUCACCGGAUACGGCAAACGCAAGACGCAGCGAAGAAAGUACGCGGUCAAACAAGCGGAGGAGAAGGCGAGGAAGGAGCGGCUGCAGGAGCGUAAAGAGCGACGCGAGGAGUUCCGAAAGACGCACGGGCUCACGGACGACGCGGGCGGCGGCGACGGCGACUCGAAACCAGCGGGGGCGGUGGACACCGAGGUCGUGGAGUACGACUCAGGGGUCACGGUAAUCGUCGAGGGGAUAGAUUAACGCGCGCUCUCUACUCUCUACAGCAGGGCGACAUCACGGG
Molecule: messenger RNA, 487 nt
Organism: Micromonas pusilla CCMP1545
Lineage: Eukaryota; Viridiplantae; Chlorophyta; Mamiellophyceae; Mamiellales; Mamiellaceae
Exons: 3
Coding region: 1-447 (148 amino acids)
Cellular component (GO): nucleolus
Molecular function (GO): rRNA binding
Source: RefSeq, a predicted model, not a curated record